UUAUUAAUAUACAUAAAUUGCUUUCAAUCAUGUUGAGUGGCGCAGGAUUUAUUUUGUCGGUGCCAGGAAUAUUGAAAAUAGUGUCGCUGUUGUGCAUCACCAUUGGAGGUUCGAUUUUCGCAGCAUUUGGAGAGUGUACCGAAUCGAUCUUUUGGACUAUAACUUACAUCGCCUCUUCAACGAUGAGUGUCGUUCUAUCGAUAAUAUCAUAUGCAGUAUAUGCAGCUGAUCUGGUAAAAUCUCCGCUCUCCCUCAAAACACUGCACAUUGCUGAAAUUGCGUCUUCCUACAUGUUAUUUUUUCUGCUACUGAUCGUCUCCAUAGUUAAGAUGACACAAUGCUCCAGCCGCAAAUAUACUAUUGAUCAUGUUUCUGAGUCAAUAACAAUCGUUGGGGCUAUAAUGCUAGCGAUUGGCGGCACGCUUCUUUUUCUCGACUGGUACUCAUCAGUACGGGUCGAUGAUAAUCGGACAAACGCCACAUCACAGACGGAGAACGAAGCCAACUCACAGCAUCCCAGAAAAUCAAUAAUGGUUUAAUUUGCUUAGUACAUUUUUUUUUAAAUAUAUAUUUUCAUUAAGGCUCAUUUGCCUAUGUUAGCAAUAUGUAACCAAUUACUCGCGGUUGACUCGAGGUUAGUAUUAGAAUGAGUUUUUCAUAA
Molecule: messenger RNA, 661 nt
Organism: Toxorhynchites rutilus septentrionalis
Lineage: Eukaryota; Metazoa; Arthropoda; Insecta; Diptera; Culicidae
Exons: 4
Coding region: 30-539 (169 amino acids)
Source: RefSeq, a predicted model, not a curated record